This is a messenger RNA of Lachancea nothofagi CBS 11611, 1065 nucleotides long. The record is from the annotation of a GenBank genome assembly. NCBI's taxonomy places the organism in Eukaryota, Fungi, Ascomycota, Saccharomycetes, Saccharomycetales, Saccharomycetaceae.
AUGUCAACAGAUGUAUUAAGCGUGAGGAAGAGACAGGAGGGUCUGCAAUUUGUCAAUGGCCUUGAAUCAGACUCCGAUAGUGAUGUAGAAAUGUCGAAUGAUGAGAAAACGGAAUCUACGAGGGAAGCCCAGGACGGCACCAUCGUUACACCAGGAGAGCUAGUUACGGAUGAUCCAGUAUGGAUGCGUGGUCAUGGUACUUAUUUCUUAGAGAAUCAAACUUAUGCUUCCGUGGCAGGAACGGUCUCUAGGGUUAAUAGAUUGUUAUCUGUUAUUCCACUACGAGGACGUUACGCUCCUGAAACGGGUGAUCAUGUCAUAGGGCGAAUCGCGGAAGUUGGAAACAGACGGUGGAAAGUCGAUAUUGGUGCGAAACAACAUGCAGUUUUGAUGCUUGGGUCCGUCAAUCUACCAGGUGGUGUCUUACGAAGAAAAUCGGAAUCGGACGAAUUGCAAAUGCGCAGUUUCUUAAAAGAAGGAGAUCUUUUGAACGCCGAAGUUCAAUCUCUUUUCCAAGACGGUAGUGCUUCUCUACACACGAGGUCGCUGAAAUACGGUAAGCUCAGAAACGGUGUGUUUCUGCAGGUUCCCAGUCCUUUAGUAGUUCGCUCAAAAAACCACACACACAACUUGCCCGGUAAUGUUACUAUCAUUUUAGGUGUAAAUGGGUUUAUCUGGCUGCGGAAAACAUCAGAGGUUGAUACCGCAAACAACACAUCGACCGUCAUGGGUAAAAACGCCGCCGCACUCUCGGGCUCCAAGGGUGAUUAUAAGCCAGGAACUAAUUCGGUGAGUAUAACAAGGCUUGAAGAAGAGUCAUCUUGGGAAAUCUAUUCAGACAAAAACGAUCAUAUCUCAGAUAGCAUGAAGAAAACCAUCACCCGAUAUUCAAAUGUUAUCAAAGCCCUUGCACACUGUGAAAUCGGCAUCACAGAGGCUCGGGUCGUAGCUGCAUAUGAAGCUAGCAUGGCAUAUAGUCAUGCUGGCUCGCUCAUAGACAAGGACAAUAUGGAGGCUAUAGGACAGGACGUUAUCAAUGCCGAGAAAAUGAGAGGUAAUGCCUGA